CAUUAGCCACCCUCGCGAACACAUUUGACACUCCAAACCUGGGAGUAGAACGAAGAACAUAAAUCGACAGUAAUUUCAAUCUCGACAAAUCAAAUCCAGGAACGAAAGAGACACCAUGAGACCCAUCCUCCUCCAAGGCCAUGAGCGGUCACUCAACCAGAUCAAAUACAACCGAGAAGGCGAUCUCUUGUUCUCUGUCGCCAAGGAUAAAGUUGUGUGUGCGUGGUUCACCAGCAACGGCGAAAGAUUAGGAACAUACAAUGGACACCAGGGAGCAGUAUGGACAGUGGACGUUUCACCCGACAGCACACUCCUAGCCACUGGAGCUGCCGACAACGCCAUCAAACUAUGGAACGUUCAAACGGGAGAGUGUGUCAAGACAUGGGAAUGGCCGACUGCGAUCAAAAGAGUUCAAUUCAGCGAAGAUGGCAAACAACUCCUGGCUGUGACAGAAAAGCGUAUGGGUCACCUCGGAACGAUUGUGGUGUACGACAUUCGGUAUGGUGAUGAUCUCACCGACCAGGCCAACGAACACAGUCUGCGCAUUGUCUGCGAGGACAGCAAAGCAACAGUUGCAGGCUGGAGUUAUUUGGACAAGUACAUCAUUUCUGCUCAUGAGGAUGGUACUGUCACUCAGUGGGACGCAAAGACCGGCGACUAUCUUAUGAGCCAGGAAGUUCACGAGUUCGACACAACCAUCAACGACCUCCAAUUCUCCCCCGACCGCACAUACUUCAUCACAGCAGGCAAAGACAAGUCGGCAAGAAUAUGCUCUUCGCGGGAUCUUGGCAUUCUUAAGACAUAUUACGCCGACACCCCUUUGAACACCGCCGCUAUUACCCCCAAGAAAGAUUUUGUCAUUCUCGGUGGUGGACAAGCCGCUAUGGAUGUAACAACCACCUCAGCUCGACAGGGUAAAUUCGAAGCACGGUUCUACCACAAGAUCUUUGAAGAUGAGAUCGGUCGUGUCCGAGGUCAUUUCGGUCCGCUGAACACUAUCGCUGUUCAUCCCCAGGGUAUUGCGUACGCCAGUGGUGGUGAAGACGGCUAUGUCCGGUCACAUCACUUUGACAAGUCAUACUUUGAUUUUAUGUAUGAGGUGGAGAGGGAACAUGCACGAAAGUGAGCUAUUGUUCGAUUUGAGGAGAACGAUGUCAAGUGUUUCGAAUCAAUGUGCAUGGGUCGACCUCCGUCGGUUAGGCCUGGGAUGAACGUUGGGGCACACACGGCAGCGUUCCCACAGUCAAGGCCGUGGUCAGGGUUGGGGGUUUGAGAGGAGAGUUUUGAGCGAACGGCCUUGGUCUUGGGCUCACGUCGCCAUUUCCCGUUCAUGCUCGACUAUCGCCAAUCCUAUGAGUCAUUUGCUGACGGACAGCCAUCACCAUCGCUUUGUCGUGCCAGAUCAUGCCCCUGUUCGACGUGAGCUGGCUCAGAUGUACAGAAGCAGGGCUUCCAAAGUGGCACAAAAUUACAGCCUUGUGACAGGGGUACGUCCCAUGAGAAGGGGAGCACUUUCGAAGUGCCAGAUGCUUGAGAGGGAGAUUUAUGGGCGUUUGACCUUUGCUGGCAAUGGUGAACCACUGCCAACUCACCCAUUGCCAGCGACAUGCUGGGUCCAAUGCUUGGAUGCUGUCCCAUCUGACGCGAAGAUUGGGGAUAUGAGUCAGACUAUGAGAGUUUCAGGCGCUGGUGGUAGGGAUGAGUCGAUAGGCAGUAUCGAAAUGGAUUCAAGACGAGACCAGAUGAGAUAAUGAGUCAAAACAAGACCAGACAAUGAACAGUCGCAUAAGCAUCCAUGCAAGGAUGCCUGAAUCUUUGAAAAUUGAUGAUCACAUGCAUUCAUCUUAAAUGGUCUUGAU
Exophiala mesophila is the source of this 1859-nucleotide messenger RNA. RefSeq names its product eukaryotic translation initiation factor 3 subunit I. Lineage: Eukaryota; Fungi; Ascomycota; Eurotiomycetes; Chaetothyriales; Herpotrichiellaceae. Gene Ontology annotation, cellular component: eukaryotic translation initiation factor 3 complex, eIF3m; cytoplasm. The record is from RefSeq and is a predicted model, not a curated record. Gene Ontology annotation, biological process: cytoplasmic translational initiation. The transcript is spliced from 4 exons. Gene Ontology annotation, molecular function: RNA binding; protein binding; translation initiation factor activity. The coding region runs from base 116 to 1126 and encodes 336 amino acids.